Molecule: messenger RNA, 639 nt
Organism: Phascolarctos cinereus (koala)
Lineage: Eukaryota; Metazoa; Chordata; Mammalia; Diprotodontia; Phascolarctidae
Source: RefSeq, a predicted model, not a curated record
AUGACAUGAGGAGGAUGCCGGGGCCUGGGGAGGAGGCGGGCGGCCGGGGCGAGGUGGCCUGGGAGGUGGGGAAGCGUGACAGGGACGCGGGGGAGGAAGGGCGAGGGCGCAGGGGCGGCUGCCCUCCUGCUCCCCGCCAGCCACCCCCAUGCCACCCCCGGCCCGAGCCUGGGUCAGCCUCAGGCGGCCGAAGGGAAGGGCGUCCCUUGGGCAGGGAGGCGAUGACCGUCCUCAGGAGUGUGGCUGCCCCGCGCCUCGAGCCCUCGCACCCUGCUCCUCCGCCCCCAGCCCUGCCCCCGCUUGUUUCUUUCCUGCACGGGCAUGACUUGUAUAGGACACCCUUCCCGCCGGGGCACGCUCGUAAAACUCUUGACACUUCGGUUCCAUUAGUUUGACUGCUAGGAACAGAUGAUUUCCCUCUCUACUCGGGACAGCACUACACAAAUAAAUAAAAUAAGUGUUUUAUUUAGCGUUUAUGACAUUUUUAUGGUCCUAUCCACUCUGAGACUAAUCUGAGUUUUUAUACAGUAAGGAAAUAUGCUUUAAAUGACCUAAAACUGAACUAGUAUCAGUGUUACUAAGUUUAUUAAAAAAUGAGUUGUUUGAAAUUGCUUAUUGCUUUUAGUGAUAUUGUCUGAC